AUGGCAUUACAGGUCAAAGAUCGUGUUUCAGCCUAUUUCGACUAUUUCCCGCCCAAAUCGAUGGGUGUUGCUAUCGUAACUCAGGACAGCACCAGCUCACAAGGCUCACGGAAAGUAUUGGUAGCAUCCAAGGACUACCAACCUGGGGACCUCAUCUACAAGGAACAACCCGUCGCGACUGUCCUCGACAAUGACCUCCGAAGGCAAGGCACCUACUGCACACACUGCCUGAGACACAUCGAGAAGGGCAUGGCCAUCCCUUCGUCUCCUUCUGAACCCUUCCCUUCCGUCUGGUGCUCAAAGGAUUGCCAGCUCAAAUCCAGGACGCAGUAUCACUCCCUCCUUUUCACUCUCGAUCCACCUUUGCCACCCGACGUCCCUACGCCUCCCGUAUCUCCCCAAGAGCUUGAAGAGCGCCGCAAGGCUCAGUCACUGUUUGCCGAAUACCUCGUAAAGAACGGCAACGCCGCUCCUCUCCUCGCUGCCAAGUUCAUUGCGCGGCAGGUACAAAAUGAGACGUCAAAAUUAAUGGCCAGCGCUCCAUCCACCGAGAUCGACUAUCCAACUGCUGAAGGGGGCGAUUAUGGCCUCACUGAUCAUCUGGAACGGUUGAGAUUCCUGGAAAUUGUACCAUCACCGGAAGAAAUGCGACUCCUUACGGACGUCCUUCAGCAUGCCCUCCCUGGCCUGGAACAAUUCGUGACAGACGAGCGGCAUGCUGUUCUCCUGGGCAAGAUGGCGUACAAUGCAUUUGGUGUCUGCUAUGGCGGAGGACGCACCGACAAGCCGGAGACGGACAAGCGCCCUGAAGACGUCGAAAAGACGCGCACACCUUAUGGAACCGCAAAACAGAUCGGCUGCGGACUGUACGUGGUGUCCGCGUACUUGGUGCACUCGUGUGCGCCUAAUGCUCGGCCUUCGUUUUCCAAUGGUACUGCGGAGCUCCACCUUAUCGCGAACAAGCCGAUCAAAAAGGGAGAUGAGAUCUCCGUCGCGUACGUCGAUGUCACGCAGCAUGAGGGCGAGUCCGCUGUCGAUGCCCGGACGCGCAGAAGGAAAGAAAUCGCCCGGGGAUGGCGGUUCGCCUGCAAAUGCUCGAAAUGCAUGGCAGAAAGUGAAGCAGCGGAGACACCGACUGAAGGAGACGUGCCUGAGACACAAAAAGAUGAGAGUAAGGUUGACUCGGUGUUGACGAGCUUUGAGGAGAAGGAGGGUAAGAUCUGA
This is a messenger RNA of Pleurotus ostreatus (oyster mushroom), 1224 nucleotides long. RefSeq lists its product as uncharacterized. Gene Ontology annotation, molecular function: protein binding. Lineage: Eukaryota; Fungi; Basidiomycota; Agaricomycetes; Agaricales; Pleurotaceae. The transcript has 4 exons. The record is from RefSeq and is a predicted model, not a curated record. Bases 1 to 1224 code for a protein of 407 amino acids.